UCACACGUCCUUAACACAACUCGAUUUUUAUUACAUGUCCAAAGAUGUCUGCCACCAGGUACCGUCGGUUCCUGAAGCUGUGUGAGGAAUGGCCACGGGACGAGGCCAAGAAAGCCCGGGAUUUAGGGACGUUUCUGCGGCAGAGAGUAGCCUCAGCCUUCCGUGAGGGUGAAAACACACAGAUCUCAGAUCCAGAGAAGUGCGACCAGAUAUAUGAAAGUUUGGCCCGCAUUAACGGCAACUACUACAGACAACGAUUUCCUCGUGUAAGAGACACAAGCUUUACUGGAGUUACGGUGGAAGAGUGUAAAUUACUUUUAUCAGGGAAUGUGCAACAGAUGGACGAGGAGAAAAAGGGUUUGUGGAAGACGUUAAUGGAGAGAUUCGGCAAGUCACCGGAAGACGUUCCCGAGAAAGCUCCUGAGAAAUAGUUUUUUUCCCUCUCACUCUUUUCUUUUCUCACUGCAUGUAUAGAAAUAAAGCUUAUUGUUGUUAUCUUUA
Messenger RNA from Epinephelus lanceolatus (giant grouper), 501 nucleotides. RefSeq names its product ubiquinol-cytochrome c reductase complex assembly factor 2 (gene uqcc2). Gene Ontology annotation, biological process: mitochondrial respiratory chain complex III assembly. Gene Ontology annotation, cellular component: mitochondrial matrix. The record is from RefSeq and is a predicted model, not a curated record. NCBI's taxonomy places the organism in Eukaryota, Metazoa, Chordata, Actinopteri, Perciformes, Serranidae.